Molecule: messenger RNA, 678 nt
Organism: Fusarium vanettenii 77-13-4
Lineage: Eukaryota; Fungi; Ascomycota; Sordariomycetes; Hypocreales; Nectriaceae
Exons: 3
Coding region: 1-678 (225 amino acids)
Biological process (GO): proteolysis
Source: RefSeq, a predicted model, not a curated record
AUGAACGAAGCAGUGGCCGACGAACUGAACGUUGUGGUGACUGGAGGCACGCCCUUUCUGGAAUACGAUUACAACACCUCCGCCCUUGUCCGCGACGCAAUCUCGCCCAAGAUCACAGGUGGUGGCGGCAAGACCAUCAACAUCGUCAGGUAUCCCGAAGACGUUCGCUGCAACUACCCAUGGGUAAUCGACAUGUCGAAGAAGAUCCUUUCAGGCCGUCGCGACGUGUUCCAAGGCAACGUUCCCGCGACAGAUGAGCCAUUCGUCCCAGAUCUGAUCUUGCACAUUGGCAUGAGACUCAGCUAUCCUGGGUACUGCUUCGAAACUCAUGCUCGGCGGGAAGGCUUUGUUCAGCCGGGUGAAGAUGGAGAGACUUUCCAGGAAAGCAAACCGCUGGAGUGGGAAACCCUCCCCAAGGAGCUGUACACGCAGUAUGACAUGAACGUUAUGAGGGAAAGGGUCCUCAGAGAGUUACCGGAUGCCGACAUCAAGGUUUCUGAUAAUGCUGGCCUCUAUUUCUGCGAGUUCCAGCUGCUUUCGACUCUCGCCGAGCUAAAACUGAAGGGCCUGCCUGGUAAGGCGAUUUUCCUCCAUGUUCCGUCAGGUCAGUCCCCAGAGGCUAUCGCACUGGGAGCAAAGGUCGCCGAGGAGUUGAUCUCUUCAAUCUUGGAUGGAUGA